AUGUCGAGUUAUCGAGCCUCAUAUCAGAGAACACCGCUAUUACAAGAUAUUCCCGCACGCCGAAGCAGUCUUUUAUCUAGCAUAUCGUCCUCUUCGCCAAGAGUACUCGCCAUUGUGCUUGGAUCUAAUCCUUCACAACACCAACAACCCCAAGUUAUUUACGAGCAAAUACAGCAUCCUGUUAGUGAUGAUGAACUCAAGUAUAAGAUAUACCCUGAUUAUAUAGAGACAGUUGACGUUAUUCAUCGUCGACCGUGGUAUAAAAGGCCAAGAUGUUGGAUAUUAUGUUGUUUGCUGCUACUGGUUAUACUUGCUAUCAUUCUGCCAGUCCUCUUCCUGGUGAUCAUCCCUUCAAUCUUCCAAAACAUUGUCAAUGGAGCCUCUAUACGAUUCGACGGAGCUGGUAUAGCAAACGCAACUACGAAGUCAUUCGUACUCGCCGCCAAUUUGACGGUGCUAAAUACCGGACCAUUUGACGCUCUUAUAUCGUUUGGAAGCAAUCCAGUACAGAUCUCGUUUAGCGGUCAGAGAAUCUUUGAUGUUAUUCUCCCAGACAUAUCAGCUAAAGGGGGAAGUGGACAAGCGUCCAUCAAGCAGUUAGUGCUCAUCGUAAACGGUACUGCUUUUGCGGCGUUCGCAAAGAGGUUGGUCGCCUCGGAAACAGUUCAGCUAGAUAUUUAUGGUAGAGCUGAUGUGUCUGCUCUGUUUCUCACGUCUCGGGGUGUGGAGGUUAAGAAGACUGCAGUGCUCGAUGGCAUGAACGGACUCCUUGGAGCCAAACUUAUUGACUUUGGACUCCCACCAACCGCAAAUAUCAGCGGAAGCUCAGUAUCCUCCUCUGUGUAUAUUGACAACCAGUCUUCAUUUUGGGUUGAAAUCGGCGUCAUAUAUUACGAACUGUCCUUGGGCAACGCUACAUUUGCAAACGGAAUCGCAAACGACAUUACCAUAACACAAGGAAUCAACAUCAUAAACUCUACUGGUGUCAUUGACUCGUCAGAUGGCGUACCUGCUGUAGAAAAGUUACAGGGACUAGUGAACUCAUAUGUUUCCGGGGACACUAUUACGCUCAGUAUCAAAGACGUGGGAGAUUACAAUACACCUAGCUGGCUUCGGAGUUCUGUAGUGGGGAUAGCCUUCCCUUUCAUACUGCCGCCCACGUCAACAGCAGAUGUUGUCCGUGACGUCUCAUUCGGUAAACAGGCUUCGUUUCAACUUGCAGCAGCAACACCGUACGCGGCCAAGGUCACGAUUCAGCAAAUCUCGUCAGCCAUGAUUUUUCCGCUGGAUGUUAGUUUUCCAUUCAAUACCCUGCAGCUUGGCGCAAAUGUAUCAUAUUCCGGUUCUCCUGUGGGGGUGCUGUCUACUGGAGUCUUGCCUGCUACUGGAAGUGUCCAGAGUCAUUUAAUUCAAUCCAGUAUUCUUGGAGUUUUAGCGGUGGACUCUGCAGGACAGACGGUCUUCCAAUCAUUCCUGACAGAUCUUGUCUCUGCACCAUCAUCAUCUACAGUGUCGAUAUCCAUUCAGGGAACAGCUGGUGUAGGCAUGGUGUCGUCUGUUGGGAACUUGGGGCUAUCAGGUCUAGCGUUCAAAACGUCGUGGAGUCUCAACGGAUUUGGAGGAUUUGAGGGUUCUGGUAUUGCAGGACAAGCAACAAUCACUGGAAUUAGUACAAUUGGAUUUCGAAUCACCGUUCCAUUCAAUGUGGUAAAUCCUGCCACGACAACAUUGAGCGUUGGUGAUUUGACGUUUGAUGUAUACGAUAUAAACGCCAUCCUUAUUGGAACUGCUACGAUUUCAGGAGCUUCCCUGACUCCAGGGAAUAAUUAUGUAACUGCAUCUGUUAUUCUUCUGCCGCCACCUGUUUCCGUGUCUCUGAUACAGAAUUUUAUAACCAAUAUACCGACCGCUUUGAUGGCGAAAGGACGCCAUGGAAGCACUGCCAUUGCAAGUCUAGACGCCGCUAUUUCAACUCUUUCAUUCCCUACCGUGCUGCAAGCACCCGGACUCUCUCCCAUUCUAACUAGCGCCAAGCUAGGAGUGGUGCAACUGCUCCCAACAAUUAUAUCCGUCUCCGUCAUUGUCGACAAUCCAUUUAGUUUUGAUCUGAAUGUUAUCAACCUCGAAUCAAAUAUCACAUCUAAAGACCAUAAUCUGGGGUACUUAUCCAGCUCUCAACACUGGACAAUACCGGGAGGUUCAAAGGGGUUUCAAUCACCAGCCUUCAUCUUGAAUCAAGACCUUUUGCAAAGCGCAACUGCCGCAAUCAUCACUCUCGUGAGUGGUUUCCACCUGAACGCAACCACAGUUUCUCACAUCACCGUUGUCAUUGGAACCUUUGAUCCAUUUGUGUUGGCUAUCUCAGAGACCAUCAUCGCCAGCCUCGAAUUAUAA
Synchytrium microbalum is the source of this 2394-nucleotide messenger RNA. RefSeq lists its product as uncharacterized. Bases 1 to 2394 code for a protein of 797 amino acids. Gene Ontology annotation, cellular component: fungal-type vacuole membrane. Lineage: Eukaryota; Fungi; Chytridiomycota; Chytridiomycetes; Synchytriales; Synchytriaceae. The transcript is spliced from 8 exons. The record is from RefSeq and is a predicted model, not a curated record.